UGUUCGCCAAGAUCGAAAAACGUAUCACUUGAUUCUUGAUACUGACUGGAUAGAGCACUAUUUUCUGAAUUUGUCAAGUACAUUUUUAGCGCAGCGAACCCUGUAUAAUGGCCCACUACAGGGCUAGAACGGGCGAUCCGUUUCAAGACAUGGUGAUUGAGAAGAGAGUGUUUGCGGAGCGGGGCCACUUGUUCAAGCCCCGCAAGGAGCCCCGAACCCCGUCAAACUACACCCCCCGUCCCCGCUACGAGGAGGUAAACCUAGUAGGAAAUCUGAAUGGCCGCAUCUUGGGAACCAAGCCGCUGUACGUGGCCCCGGCCCAGCACACGGAGCAGCGCCAGCAGGCCUACCCGAGCAAGCAGAGGGCGGAGAGCAAGCUCGUUAAUGUGAGCCACGUCCAGAAUGAGUUGGACCUUCAGCCCCAGACGGAGCGCCAGACGGAGCUACAGCGCAUGUUGCAGCGGAUGCAGCAGAACAUGCCUCGUCAUCGGGGCUUUAAUCUCUUCAUAAAAAAUAUACCGAAGACAAUGGGAGAAGAGCACCUGCGUAAGGAGUUCGCUCCCUAUGGAACCAUCACCCGUGCUAAGGUGAUAAUGGAGGGCGGUCGCAGCAAAGGUUUUGGCUUCGUGUGCUUCUCUUCCCCGGAGGAGGCCACCAAGGCCAUGGCUGACAUGAACGGCCGCAUCUUGGGCACCAAGCCGCUGUACGUAGCCCCGGCCCAGCACAAAGAUCAGCGCCAGGCUUACCUGAGGAAGCAGUGGGUGGAGAGCAAGCGUGCUGCGCCCAGCCCUGUGGACCUUGGUGCAGAGUUUGGUGGCUGUGCAAAGCCACUGACCAAUGACGUCAAGAAUGUUGGCGUCAACCUGGAUGCUGAAAAGCUACGUGAGAUCUUUGGCCUGCGUGCUGUGCCCAACCCUGUCAUCAAGCACCACCAGCAGCCAUCCGCACCCUCUCAAUACUCUGCGGUCGCCAGCCCUCAGGCCCAGAACCAUGCUGCCUACUAUCAGCCGAGCCAGCAGGUUCAGCUGCACCCCGGCGCUCACUUGGCCAUUCAGGAUGUGCACCCCCUGCUCUUUCAGGGCAUGCCAGGUGCCAUGAGCCCAUCUGGGUAUAAUCUGGAGACCCCCAUCUACUAUGUGAUACCUGCUGGUGCUCAGGUGCCAAGCAUGGUGGACUCUCAGUAUGUGAUGUCUCAGGCUGUGGACGCCCAUCUUGCCAGCGCCUCCGCCUCGGCCCAUGUGCAGGGCCAGGAGGUCCUGACCGCCUCCGUGCUGGCUGCCCUACCCCUGGAGAUGCAAAAACACAAGCUGGGAAUGCAGCUGCACCCCCUGAUCGAGAACAUGGUGCCGAAGGUUCAAACCAUCCACCCCAGGUUGCCUGAUAAAGUCACCGGCAUGCUGCUCGAGAUCGACAACUCAGAGCUGCUGCAGAUGCUCGAGUCAGCAGAGUUGCUGCGAUCCAAGGUGGACGAGGCCGUGGGUGUUCUGCAGCUCCACCAGGCUAAAGAGGCUGACCAGGAUGGUGCCGCCAGCACACCUGUGCGGGGGGCCUAAAUACAAGGACUGGGAAUUCUCCAACUUGCUUACCAUAUUUUGAACUAAAUUCAAAUUGGCUUUAUUUUACUAAAUUGACUAAAUUACAUUAAAUUUAUAAUGAAAUAAAAAUUAUUGGCAACUCUACUGAAAUCUGAUCAUCUGGUGUUUUAUUAUCUUUAUAGUUACUAAUACAGAGGGUUUUAAGCUUACAUGUCUAGGCACUCAGACGUGCUUUUUGUCACAGGGAUUAUACAUUUUGUGUAAAUAUACAAAUCAGAGCUUCCAUUCUAUUUUAUUUUACUAUUGAAAUCAAAUAAAUGACAUACAAUUUACAAUUAAAUAAAAUUAUUAGCAACUCUA
Messenger RNA from Engraulis encrasicolus (European anchovy), 1895 nucleotides. Its product is annotated as polyadenylate-binding protein 1A-like. Gene Ontology annotation, molecular function: poly(A) binding; poly(U) RNA binding; mRNA 3'-UTR binding. Gene Ontology annotation, cellular component: cytosol; nucleus; ribonucleoprotein complex. NCBI's taxonomy places the organism in Eukaryota, Metazoa, Chordata, Actinopteri, Clupeiformes, Engraulidae. Bases 108 to 1553 code for a protein of 481 amino acids. The record is from RefSeq and is a predicted model, not a curated record. The transcript is spliced from 2 exons.